CCCGCGUGACGUCACGCCGCGUCGCGUCGCGGUGCCUGUGGUAGCGACGCCGCCGGUUAGUCGGUGGGUGAAGAGGGAAGAUGGAUGCAGCAACUCUUACCUACGAUACUCUCAGGUUUGCUGAAUUUGAAGAUUUCCCUGAGACUACAGAGCCUGUCUGGAUAUUGGGUAGAAAAUACACCAUCUUCACAGAAAAAGAAGAGAUCCUUUCAGAUGUGACUUCUCGGCUUUGGUUCACAUACAGGAAAAAUUUUCCAGCCAUUGGGGGGACGGGCCCAACCUCAGACACUGGCUGGGGCUGCAUGUUGCGCUGUGGGCAGAUGAUCUUUGCUCAGGCCCUAGUCUGCAGGCACCUAGGCAGAGACUGGAGAUGGAAGCGGGGGAGGAGGCAGAUGGACAGCUACUUCCGUGUUCUCAACGCCUUCACUGACAAGAAGGACAGCUGGUACUCCAUCCACCAGAUAGCUCAAAUGGGAGUCGGAGAGGGCAAAUCUAUAGGCCAGUGGUACGGACCAAACACAGUCGCACAAGUACUCAAAAAGCUCCGUGUUACUAGUAUUGAAAUUUUCUCAUGGAUCCACAACUCUGAUCAUGGAAUGUCUGAGAGCUCAGUUCAAGCAGCAUGGGCUUCGAUGCUGUUGAGGAAACUUGCUGUUUUUGAUACAUGGAGUUCAUUGGCCGUCCACAUAGCAAUGGACAACACUGUGGUGAUGGAGGAGAUAAGGAGGUUGUGCAAGGCCAAUUCUGCACGCCCAGAUGCUGCUGCAUUUCCUCCAGACUCAGAACUGCUCUCUAAUGGGUACCCCACGGGAGCUGAGGUCACUGACCAGCUGUCACAGUGGAAACCUCUAGUGCUGCUGAUCCCUCUCCGCCUUGGGCUCACCGAUAUCAAUGAAGCUUACACGGAAACCCUAAAGCACUGUUUUAUGAUGCCCCAGUCCCUGGGAGUAAUUGGAGGGAAGCCUAACAGUGCUCACUACUUCAUUGGAUAUGUAGGGGAGGAGCUGAUUUACCUGGACCCACAUACGACUCAGCCCGCCGUGGAGCUGGCCGAAGGUGGCGCUUUCCCCGACGAGACCUUCCACUGCCAGCACCCUCCGUGCCGGAUGAACAUCGGGGAGCUGGACCCCUCCAUCGCCGUGGGAUUUUUCUGCAAGACUGAGGAAGACUUCAGUGAUUGGUGCCAACAAGUCAAAAAGUUAUCUCGAAUCCCAGGAGCCCUGCCGAUGUUUGAGCUGGUCGAGCGGCAGCCUUCACACUUCUCGUGCCCAGACGUUCUCAACCUCUCACUAGACUCUUCCGACGUAGAGAGACUGGAAAGGUUUUUUGAUUCGGAAGAUGAAGACUUUGAAAUUUUGUCCCUUUGAAAAGGCUGGGAAACUGACUUGCCUGAUCUGUGUUGCGUGGGGGGUGGGGGGUGGGGAGGGAAGCCCCUCUGAGAGCCCGGCUCGGCAGUUUUCACCGGCGCUUGAUGACAUCCCAGUGUCCCAUCCAUCCCGGUGUGCGUGCAGCCUUGGAGCAGAGGGGGCGUUGUCUGCAUUCUGUCCUUGGAUCAAGAAUAUGUUUUCAUGGAAGCCUUAAUGCUUGGAGUCAGGAUCCUCAGCACAGGAGAUGGAGACCACGGUGACGCCUCGAUGUGUGAGAGGAGCAGAGCCAAGGCCGUGAAGUGCGUCGGGCCUGGGCGGGGUCUCCUCUCUCCCCGGCUGCGCUCGCGUUCCCCCUCCUAAUGCUCUGAGCUUUGGUUUGCUUUGGAUGUCAGUUCCUCAUUUUAGCUACGCAGCAGGAGCGCAGUGGAUUGGACGUCCCUCACGCGGACUCACGCGUCUGAAGCCGCGCAGAGCGUGUCAUGCCUGGAGUUCACCUGCUGUUCCACAGCGUGAUGCUGCUCUUGCUUUAUGUGCAGUGCUUUCUUGCAGACACAGAAUUGUCUUUCUCAGUCUUCUUUAAGCUCUGUCCUACUCCUUCAUUAUUUUUAAGGGCUAUCCUCGGGGGUGGGAAUUGGACUGACUGAAUUUUAUUAUACCAAGGUUUCUCAUUUAAAAAAAAAAAGUCAGAAUUGGCUAUUUAAGACCACUAAACACACACACACACACACACACAUGCGCGCGCGCGCGCACAUGCACACUCCAAAACAAAACCUUGAUAGUUGUGGACAGUAUUUAAAAAAAGAGAAAACAAGAGUGGUUUCUGUCCCUCGCAAGCUGAGCGUGACCUUGAGGUCAUAGAUACAGAAGGGGUAAAUUUUCUGAGUGGUUGAUGCUGUCCUCGAAAGAACUCCAGGUGUGUCCGUGUCUUCAGUAAUACUGCAUCACCAUCAAAGAGCUAGGGCAGCGCAGCAGGCUGUGUUUCUGUCAGGGGGAUGAGAUUAAGAAAGAAACCUGUUUCUCCCAUGGCACCAAGAGUCAAACUCUGGCCUCUGACAGGCAAGAACAUUAGCAGAAAGUCUUUGAGAAGAUGUGUCCUACCAGGGCAGGUUUCCGACAUCGGGAGUGUGGAAAGGCUUGAAGGAGAAAGAGGCAGGCUAAGUUGUGUGAUUUGCCCACUCCUCAUAAGUCAUGGCCAACAAACAGGAAUUCCUCUGUGGUUUCUGAGCUCUGUGAGAUAUUACUCAUGGUGGUCUUGGCUUGAUGCUGUUUUCAACUGAACAGUUUGGAGCUUAGGAGUCUGGUGCAGUGAUAAUCUUAGAAACCAAUGGCAAGUCCCUGUCGUAGUUACCCAGGCCAGCCUGGGACGUUCUCUAGGCCCUGCUCAGAAACGGCCUGUUUGGUUUUUUCCUGUCGUUCUCAUCUGCACCGCAUACAAAUUCAAACCAUUUUAGUCCUUAACUGACUGCCUCUACAGCCUCGCUUCGGUAUAAAGCUGCCGUUUGUCAAAUGUUGUCAAUUCUUUAGGAAAUGUUUAAAGAAGGGGAGGGAUCUUUGUGGGCCAUGUGUUAAUCAUGCAUAUAGAGAAUAUGGGGGAAGUGGGUCUUCUAUGAGGAAAAAUCACUUUUACUAUACUGUGUUCCUUAGGAAAGAGAAAUCAGUAUUUGCAAAAGUGCUAAGUGCCCACGUUUGUCACUUUUUGACUCCUGCUUCUGUCCUGGGCAAGUAAAGGGGAGAAGAUUGUUAGGAAACACCUGAAUGUUCAGUUCCACGAUGGCAAGGGAAAUGGAUUCAGAGUGCCAUCCUGAAGAGACUCCACGGCACCCUGCCGACGUCUAGAAGAAACAAACUACUCCGUUUCCCUCUUUUCCUUUUCUUAAUCCAUUCCUUGUCUUUCACGUAUAUUUGGGGGUGGGGAAGGAGAGUGGGGACAAUUCUCCAUUUAGUGCUUUAUGUUUUUAUCUGAAUAAAUAACUGACAAGCUUCUUAAAAGCC
Molecule: messenger RNA, 3359 nt
Organism: Vombatus ursinus (common wombat)
Lineage: Eukaryota; Metazoa; Chordata; Mammalia; Diprotodontia; Vombatidae
Gene: ATG4B
Product: autophagy related 4B cysteine peptidase
Exons: 14
Coding region: 81-1367 (428 amino acids)
Molecular function (GO): protein-phosphatidylethanolamide deconjugating activity
Source: RefSeq, a predicted model, not a curated record